Malaya genurostris is the source of this 381-nucleotide messenger RNA. RefSeq names its product arp2/3 complex-activating protein rickA-like. The transcript has a single exon. The record is from RefSeq and is a predicted model, not a curated record. Bases 1 to 381 code for a protein of 126 amino acids. Lineage: Eukaryota; Metazoa; Arthropoda; Insecta; Diptera; Culicidae.
AUGCGCGACCUACCUGGUCCGCUUCCAAUGCGCGACCUACAUGAUCCGCUUCCAAUGCGCGACCUACCUGAUCCGCUUCAAAUGCGCGACCUACCUGGUCCGCUUCCAAUGCUUGACCUUCCUGGUCCGCUUCCAAUGCUUGACCUUUCUUGUCUGCUUCCAAUGCGCGACCUACCUGGUCCGCUUCCAAUGCGCGACCUACCUGGUCCGCUUCCAAUGCGCGACCUUCCUAGUCCGCUUCCCAUGCGCGACCUUCCUGGUCCGCUUCCAAUGCGCGACCUACCUGGUCCGCUUCCAAUGCGCGACCUACCUGGUCCGCUUCCAAUGCGCGACCUUCCUGGUCCGCUUCCAAUGCGCGACCAUAUUGAUCCGCUUUUCUAA